Quercus robur (English oak) is the source of this 1008-nucleotide messenger RNA. RefSeq lists its product as uncharacterized. The transcript has 5 exons. NCBI's taxonomy places the organism in Eukaryota, Viridiplantae, Streptophyta, Magnoliopsida, Fagales, Fagaceae. The record is from RefSeq and is a predicted model, not a curated record. Gene Ontology annotation, molecular function: aminoacyl-tRNA deacylase activity. Bases 18 to 713 code for a protein of 231 amino acids.
AGAGAGGCUAGUGCAGAAUGGAAAAGACAUUAGCAGAGCUAGAGCAAGUUCAGACCCAAAUCCUGGAACGCAUAUCAAAACUAGAGCUAUUACUCGACCUCUCUGCGCCACUCUCUAUCGCUGACCCUGACUCUGUUCCCUCCUCCAACCCAAUCUGCGACACCGAAUCUCGCCUCUCCUCUAUCCUCCGAACCAACGGCGUAAACGACUUCUCGUUCAAGAAAGUCCCCGCCGAUUACUACGAUUGGCCAUUCGAAGCCCGACGAGACGCUCUCGGCGCCGCCUCCAUCGAUCAUCUCUGCAAAAGCAUCGUCCUGGUUAACACUCAAGCACCAUCUAAUGUCAUUGAUUGUAGUGAUCGAAACAAUUCAAAGUAUUAUGUUGUUGUCGUUCAGUACACUGCUCGUUUCAAUGCUGAGACUGUUAAAAACUUUCUGUAUUUGCUCAACAAUAGCCAGAUAGCUAAAAAGAAAUUCAACUUGAGGCUUGCUCCUGAGGAGACGUCUGUGAAGUUAACUGGAUUUGAGCACAAUGCAGUGACAUGUAUUGGCAUGAAAACAGACAUUCCGGUGAUUUUGGAUGAAGCAAUUGUAAAACUUCAUCCUGAUUUCUUCUGGUUGGGUGGUGGGGAGGUUGAUCUGAAGCUGGGGAUCAGGACCUCUGAAUUCAUUGACUUUGUUAAACCUUUUAUUGUCAGCUGCAGUGGUACUUGAUUCCCUGAUAUGAGAAAUUAUCAAAUUAAUUGAAGCACAAGUCAUCUAACAUGAUUACCCAGUGGAGGCUGAACUGAUGCCAUUCUAUUGAGAAUCCAUUGGUGUUUGAAUGUUUUUGGGAGCUGAGAAAAUUUUUUUAUAGAGCUGGAGUACUGCUUCCCUUUGGUUCUCUGGAAUACCGAAAUUGAAUAAGAUUUUUUCCCCCUGGUAACAUAUUUUUUUUUAUAUUUGCUCAAAUGAAUCUUUGCUUCUCUGGGUAUUAUAGAUGAAAAUUGAGGCAGUAAAUUCAAGACCA